GCAGGCUACAGCAAGCUACUGCUGCGGCUCUGAAAAGGUCCCUUCCAUGCUGCCCCGGCCUCUUCUCUCUCUCUCUCUCUCGCCGGCCCCAAGGCUCGAUCGGCUUCUUCAACGCUACAUCGGUCAGGCCGUUCUCAUUAGUGUAGUUAGUGUUGGUUUGCUCCUCCGGCCCCCAUUCUCGCUAUAAAUACACGCACAUCCAGCCAUUGGAGGUUCCAUUCCAUUCUGUUUAGCUACCCCAGCAGCUAGUACCCCUCGCCCAACUGACCCCAGCUUUCUUCCUCUUCUUCUUCUCUACUCAGCUCAUUCUGUCUGCCCCCCCUUGCGCCGUGCACACCAAAUGGAGAAGGGGAGGAGGCGGCAUGUGCCGGCGUUCGGAGAGUGGAACUACUACUACCACUACAACGAGCCGGAGGUGCCCGCGGUGCCGGCCGCGUGCUACGCUCCGGAGCCGGAGCCGGAGCCAGAGGCCUGCAGCGAUGUCUGGUUCAGGUACUCGCCGCCCCCGCGCAAACCGACGCCCAAGAAGAUGAGGAGGCCGCGGCCGGAUGGCGAUGCAGCAGCUCCAGUGAAGGGCGGGAGACGUGCCAGGCCGGCCUUCGACUCCGGCAGCGGCGUGGUUCGUUCGACGACGACGGCCAAGGCCGCCUCCAACUCCAGGGUGGUGCGGCCUGUCGACGAGGACUUGUACCAGGUUCCACCGCCGGAGUUCGCCUCCCACCGCCCAAGACGGAAAGUGAGGAGCCUGUGGAUGGGAUGCCUGGGCCUCAACUCCUGCGUCGCCUGAUCUGAUUUGAAGCUCUGUGGAUGGGUUGGAUCAUUGGAUGCUUCGUCGUUCUUCGGUAGCAGUAAUAUUUGUGUUACCUAUCUGUUUCCCCCCUCUGUUGGAUAGUUCUCUGUCUGUUCCGAUUUUUGUGCUAUGUCUUCGCUUGUGGCAAGAUAAUCAGGAGGCAACAUCACUAGCCAGUUAGUAGUAUUGUGGUAGUAACAUUUCUGAGAGUUUCUACUCUUUUCUUGUAAUGUGGGUAAGACUGUAAGAUAUGGAUGCAAUAUGUUGUGCUAGUAUGCUAGUAGCAUUUUUUGUUACUGUUGAAAAAUUGUUCGUCGUUCACGGGGAA
Messenger RNA from Brachypodium distachyon (stiff brome), 1118 nucleotides. RefSeq lists its product as uncharacterized. The transcript is spliced from 3 exons. NCBI's taxonomy places the organism in Eukaryota, Viridiplantae, Streptophyta, Magnoliopsida, Poales, Poaceae. The coding region runs from base 341 to 787 and encodes 148 amino acids. The record is from RefSeq and is a predicted model, not a curated record.